GUGAGAAAUUAAAUUUCAAAAUGUAAUUAUUAAAUGUAUGACUGAGUUUCAAAUGUUUUUCUAUAUCCAGCUAAUUAAAAAUAUUAUAACGUAAUAAUAGUUAAAUGUCACGUUCACCUUAUUAGAAAGAAUGCCUUCAAAUCAAUAUUAUCAUGAUUACCAUUUAUAAUAUCUUCAGUAUACAGGGCAUUUAUAAAAUCUGUAGAAAUUAAUUUUCUCUAAAUGCAACAAGUUUUAUGACCAACACUCACUGUCUAUAAAAGAUGACUUGGUUGGCAGAAGAGGAAACAGUUUCUUCAGACCUUCCAGCCCCAGUCAGCCCUGGUGACAUUGCAUAUCAGCUUCUACAGGGCCUCCCACAUUCCUUGGCUUGUGAUGUCCCUUCCCCAUCAUCAAAGACAGCAACGAAACUUCAGGCUACCAUACCUGUUUCAACUGCAGGAGAAUCUCAGCUCUGGAGAGCUGACCCUCCAGGUGAAGCAUUAGGCUUUGACACAAUUUGUCUGGUACAGGCUGUAGAUCUGGUUUGGGCCCCAGACUAUCUUCCGUGUCCUCAAGAAUCAAAACCAAUUUGGAAUAACUCCUGGCCCACUCAGCCAGCACCUUUCCGGUAA
Pongo pygmaeus (Bornean orangutan) is the source of this 614-nucleotide messenger RNA. RefSeq lists its product as uncharacterized. The transcript is spliced from 3 exons. The coding region runs from base 264 to 614 and encodes 116 amino acids. Lineage: Eukaryota; Metazoa; Chordata; Mammalia; Primates; Hominidae. The record is from RefSeq and is a predicted model, not a curated record.